This is a messenger RNA of Cryptomeria japonica (Japanese cedar), 1834 nucleotides long. Its product is annotated as probable fructokinase-7. Gene Ontology annotation, cellular component: cytosol. The coding region runs from base 353 to 1537 and encodes 394 amino acids. The transcript has 7 exons. The record is from RefSeq and is a predicted model, not a curated record. Gene Ontology annotation, biological process: fructose metabolic process. Gene Ontology annotation, molecular function: fructokinase activity. Lineage: Eukaryota; Viridiplantae; Streptophyta; Pinopsida; Cupressales; Cupressaceae.
CGUACGCCAUUAACCGGGUACGAAAUAAAAAUUGCAAGAGUGGUAACGACAGGUAGGUGAAGAAGUAGCUGAGAGACUUAGAUGAUGGUGGUAUUGGAAUUGGGAGUGGGAGUGGGUCUCCAUUGUUGUGAUCGCCUGCCGGCGACGAUGUUGGAUGCCUUACCUACAUACAGCGUGGGAACCAAUGAUCAACUCAACUAGCUACCACAUUAUACAUAUUAUAUAAUGCUGCACGACUUUCCAGGCAUUGUUCUCGCUCAGUUUCGGACCGUGCAACUCUAGCACGACCUUCGUCACCGUUCUUUCACUCUGUGUUAAGUUCCAGACAAUAGAUCGGAAGGCACGCUACAUAAUGGAAAUGACUUGUGGUGCUUCUACUGUGGCCUUGCAGAUUGGGGGAGGCAGCUCUGCGUUAUGCGGGGCCAAGUCUUUUAACUCGUCGAUUCUAAAAUUGGCUUCUAAGGGCUGUGCCUCCCGACUGGAGAUGAAGCCCCUGCUUCACUUGGCUCCACAAGCCGUCAAAAGAGCUCCGGUUGCAAAAGCAUUGGCAGAAGAUAAUGGAAAAUCAUCUGAACUUGUAGUCUGCUUUGGGGAAAUGUUGAUUGAUUUUGUCCCAACCAUUUCUGGGGUAUCGUUAGCAGAUGCACCUGCAUUCAAAAAGGCUCCAGGAGGAGCUCCUGCCAAUGUUGCAGUUGGCAUAUCAAGACUUGGGGGUUCAUCCGCAUUUGUUGGAAAGGUGGGUGAAGAUGAAUUUGGAUAUAUGCUUGCUGAUAUUAUGAAAGAAAAUAAGGUAGAGCACAGAGGCAUUCGUUUUGAUCCUGGUGCUCGAACUGCUUUAGCAUUUGUAACAUUAAGAGCUGAUGGUGAACGAGAAUUCAUGUUUUUCCGAAACCCCAGUGCAGAUAUGCUAUUAGAUGCAUCAGAACUUGAUGUAGACCUUAUCAAACAGGCAAAGAUUUUCCAUUACGGAUCAAUUAGUUUGAUUGCAGAGCCCUGUAGAUCUGCACAUUUGGCAGCAAUCAAAAUGGCUAAAGAGUCUGGUAGUAUAUUGUCCUAUGAUCCUAAUCUGAGGCUACCAUUAUGGUCUUCACCAGAGGCAGCUCGGGAAGGCAUUUUGAGUAUAUGGGAUGAAGCAGAUAUAAUAAAGGUAAGCGAGGAUGAAAUAACAUUUUUAACACAAGGCGAAGAUCCAUAUGAUGACAAUGUUGUACGCAAGCUUUUUCACCGAAACCUUACGUUGCUCCUUGUUACAGAAGGCCAAGAAGGCUGUAGAUAUUACACAAAGGAUUUCAGUGGGAGAGUAGGUGGUCUCAAAGUGGAAGCAGUGGAUACGACAGGUGCUGGUGAUGCUUUUGUCAGCGGUGUUCUUACCCAGUUGGCCUCUGAUCUGACCAUAAUUCAGGAUGAAACACGAUUGAAGGAGAUACUUAAGUUUGCUAACGCCUGUGGUGCAAUUACUGUUACUGAAAGAGGCGCGAUACCAGCUUUGCCCACAAGAGAGGCAGUACUAGCAGCUUUACCAAAAGUUCUUGCCUAAUUAUUUCUAAUAAGAUUUUCUGUCAGAACUAUCCCAAAGUAAGUUAUUACUAGAUUGAAGUUCGUUAAUGAUCAUGAAGGAUUUUGGUGGGGUUUGACAGUUCAUAUUAUUUGGAUAUUUGGCAGCUGUAUUGAUUCUAUUGAGAAUUCCAUCACCGUCACGGGAACCGUGGAAUUUUAAUUUGUUUGAUUCUGCUAUAAUGCAUAGAUGUAUUUUUGCUUGCGAGGUUAUCGUGAUUUUCUUUUCAUAUAACACUUGCCAUGAUGCAUAUAUAAUUUCAGGUGGGAUUUUCAGUCU